This is a messenger RNA of Acytostelium subglobosum LB1, 1053 nucleotides long. RefSeq lists its product as hypothetical. The transcript has a single exon. The annotation marks the transcript as partial. NCBI's taxonomy places the organism in Eukaryota, Evosea, Eumycetozoa, Acytosteliales, Acytosteliaceae. The record is from RefSeq and is a predicted model, not a curated record.
UAUUGUCAACCUUAUCAACCAAUAUGCCAAGUUAUAAAUAUGACCCAAAGAAAUCCUUUCAUCAUCAACUCUGGUAAUGACCCAAAGUCCAACGACACCUACAUCGUGGAGAACACAUUGAUGUUCAACAGCCACUCAAUACCCUCCAACACAAAAUCACUUAUCUUUGGUGGAUUGAUCAAUGAGUACAUUACACCUGGACUCCUACCAGAUACAUUAAAAUCAAUUCUAUUUGGAACAUCAUUCAAUCAACCAAUAGACCAUGGAUGUUUACCAUCAUCACUCACAAGUCUAUCAUUUGGAGAUCACUUUGAUCAACCCUUGGAGCCAAGGGUACUUCCACCUUCACUCAAAUCGCUUACAUUUGGUAAUCUAUAUGACCAUACUUUCAAAAAGAAUACACUACCCUCCACUUUGACCCAGUUGUCUUUGGGUAUAUAUUACCUCAAACCGAUCAACCCUGGAAUACUACCAUCAUCAAUCACCUCAUUGGUUCUUGGUCAGGGCUACAAUCAACCAUUAUCACCAGAUGUGUUGCCAAUGUCUCUCACAGAGUUGACUAUUGGUGAGCAUUUCAAACAAUUGGCCAAUGUCGACAUGGUAUCAUUCCCAGCCAAUCUUCAAAGAUUAAACAUUCACAAUGUUACACAACUAUGCUACCUCACUUGCAAGCCUCAUAGUAUUGAACAUCUAAUAGUUCAAAGACCAUACGUUGAACCAAGGAAUUUCGAUCCAAUCCAACCUACUCAGGGUCUCAAGAUAUUGGAGAUCACAACAAACAUUCGAUUGUUCACAUCAUACAUCCGAUUCAUGGAGCUCUACAGUUACUUCCAUCACAAGUUUCCAGGUGUUCAAACUAUACACCUAUACGUGGACGGCAAUUCAUACUACAAGGAAACAGUGUUCAAGUUCCGAUUGAUGGACCGCCUGCCAAGACAACCGGCACAAGUACUCUUUACUCUGAGGCACACUCACAAGAGUGGACCAACACUAUUUGAUCACAUUCCAACAUCACCAGACCUUGACGAUGAAUCAUUGAAGCCAAAGACAAUA